CGAAAAUCAAGUGUUUUACUGAAUUUGAAAGCAAACUUGAUGAUUUAUUGCAAUAUCAACGCUUAACUUUAGAAUUGUUUGCAUGUGAGGUGGAAACAUUUGAUCAACUGGAUCAUUUCGUAGCAGAAAUCAAAGAAUAUGUAUUAAAGGAGUUGAAACAUUGUGAAACACGGAUGGAAGACAUGCAGUUGAUUGUUGAUGAUUACAAACUGUAUCAGCAGAAACCAAUUGAAGAAAAGUGGCAUAUACUUGGAUUAAUAUUGAAAUUAAUCGAAGCAGAGCCAGAUAUUGAUCUUACAGAAGCGUUACUGGUGAUUAGAGCCUUUGAGGAUAAAUGUGUGGAUAUUAAGAGGAAGAUGUUCAUUGUAGAUGUUGAUUUCAUGGCUAAGGAAUUACAAAAAGUGGAGACGAAUAAUAAGGUUUUGCAUACAUUCCUAAGCAACAAAGCAACUGGUAAACCUACAGUGAUUCCAAGCAAUGUUUACGGCACAUUACGACAAGUUUCUGACUUUAUUGCAUUUCAAUGCAAGAUUAUCAGACAUGAUCGUGAAAAACCCAGAGAAACUAAGCGUAAAUUAGAAGCCAACAAAUGGUUGAAACUCCGCCGUCAACUCUGGAUGUAUUUCCUCCGCAAACCCGAAAAAAUGGAACAAAUCCUUGAUGAAAUUGAGCGUUACGUCCACGUAAAACGUUCUGCCUUCCUCACAUCAUAAAAAUGUGAUGAUUUCAUUGUUAUAGUAUACAAUUCGUGGCAAUUGUUUAUUUAUAAUGUUGCAUAAAUUAUUUACAUCAAAUUACGAAUUAUGUGACGCUCGCACAAAUUUAUUAAAUAUAUUAGAUGCUUUAUAUUA
Molecule: messenger RNA, 851 nt
Organism: Dalotia coriaria
Lineage: Eukaryota; Metazoa; Arthropoda; Insecta; Coleoptera; Staphylinidae
Exons: 3
Coding region: 174-713 (179 amino acids)
Source: RefSeq, a predicted model, not a curated record